Miniopterus natalensis is the source of this 2323-nucleotide messenger RNA. The record is from RefSeq and is a predicted model, not a curated record. Lineage: Eukaryota; Metazoa; Chordata; Mammalia; Chiroptera; Miniopteridae.
AAUCUAUCUCUAUCUAUCUAUCUAUCUAUCUAUCUAUCUAUCUAUCUAUCUAUCUAUCUAUCAUCUAUCUACUUAACUCUCCAAAAUCUGAACCAAAAGGAGUAUCCUAUCCAUAUUAUCUUGCACUUACUUUUCCCCCCACAGAUCAUCAUUCUUUUUAAUAGCUGUUAAAUAAGUUAAUAUUUGUAACACACUGGAGCAAUGCUUGGUGUGUAACAAGCACUCCAUAUUUGUUAAACGAAUGAAAAUUGCUGUUUGGUACUCCGUUACAUGGAUAUAUCCUACUUUAUUUUACUAUUUAUGGGCGCCCCUGUUACAUCAGUUGCUGUAACAAACAACGCAGAAACAAACAUCCUUAUAUGGACAUCCUGGGGACUCGACUCUGGUCAUCAGUACCAAAGCAUGGUAAUCUGUACUGGACUUAGAGUGAUGACAGUGGGCAUGGGGCCAAAGGGACUAGAAGGGGAAAGUUGCUGAUUAGGUAAAAGCAGGAAACAGGACUGGGACUGGGAAUUUUGCCUGGGACCUAGAGUCACAGGAUUAAAGAUCUUAGAUCUAGAAGGAACCUUAGGAGGUCGUUUGUUCCAGUUUCUGGGCAAGGAACGUAUCACAUCUGUGGUUCCCAAGUUGUGCCCUGAGCCCUAGGGAGCCACAGUGAACUCACUGGAAAGGUGUAUGUAUGGGGCUGCAAGAUCUUUAACAUUUUUGACAAGAAUAGUGAUAUCUGACAUGUCUCGGACUCUGUGUAAACGACUGGCUCGAGCUAGCUUACAGUUUAACAUUAAUCUUACUACAUUCCUUUUGAUGAUGAUAUAAUCUGUGGAGCCGAGCUUUUGGCGGUUGCCGUGAUACAGCAAGUUCUGCGCACCAUGAACGUGGGCUGGGAGUGAGCACGGCCCUGUCCAGUCUGACUCCGACGUUUCAGAAGUUGUGCGGUGCCCAGCCAGCCGUUGCACACAUCCCAUUAGUCAGUAACUGGUUAAGAAUGAAAAACAUAUUUUUUCUUUCAGUGUGUGUGUUAUUUUUUUUCAAACAGCUACUAAUGAGGACAUAAAUGCUUAUUAAGUUGUUUGAACCUGGCUAUGUAAUUAACAGAACUGCUAGGGUAUUUCUUUUGGCCUGGAGUGCUGUCAGGGAAUUACUAAAACACUAAGGGUGCCGUGAGUUGAAAAAGCUUGGGAACAACCGAUUUAUAUACUUUAUCCAUCAGCUGCAAGUGAGAGAAACCAAACUGACCCUGCUCGAGCAAAACCAGAAAUCACUGGCUUAUAAUUUGGGAUGCCCUGGUUUGCAGACAGUGUCAGUCUGAGCUGGGUUCAAGUGCCCAAAUGAAGUAACAAGGCUCCAGUUCUCGAUUCAUCACUAGCACAGGCGCUCCACAUGUGGGUGACAUAGCCCCACCCCCGUCCUUUCCACACUCACACCCUUCAGGUUAGCAUCCCAGCAGAAAGAGUCAUCUUUCCCCAUAGCUUGUGCACAGAAGCCCUGGGAGGACGUUGGUCCACCUAACCUGGGUUGCUGUGGAGAUUUGCAAUGACCAAGCCUCAGCCCCACAUCCAUCUCUGUGCUCAGGCGAGCGCCCUAAGGCGCGGAAUAUGUAGGUUCUUCGCAGGAAAGGGGGGGGUUCUGUGACCAGGAGAAUGGGAGAAGGGGUACAGGACCAAAAGCAACGAAUCUCCCGUUUUACAGGAGAGGGAACAGACUGGGAAUAUGACAGUUUAAGUCAAACAUGGAGGCUCCAGAGUCCCACCCAUCUGGCUUCAUUCACUUCCUUGGGCAAAUUAACUACAUCUACGACCGUUUAAGGCGAUAGAGUCCUCAUCUCGAAAAUGGGAAUAACUGAAGAUAAAGCCCAAGAAAGAAAAAAGCCCCAACAAUAGUCCCCACCCCCUAGGGUUGGUGGUUGAAGUGAAGACUAAAUGAGGUAGCACCUGUAAGUGCCUGGCACCGUGCCUGGCACAUAGGGAGCCCUCGGUACACGAGGCCACUGUUAUUACUGACCGAGCAGCCUUAAAGGUCUCACAGCUGGCAGGUGGCCCAAGUUUCUGACCCCUGGAGCAGGUUUCCUUGCGACUAGGGAGGCAGGGAGAGGGUACAAAACGGUGACUGCCUCUUCCUGUCUGUUGCAGAGUGAAGCAUGGAUGCCGUCAGCCAGGUCCCCAUGGAAGUCGUGCUCCCCAAGCACAUCCUGGACGUCUGGGUCAUUGUCCUCAUCAUCCUGGCCACCAUUGUCAUCAUGACCUCCUUGUUGCUGUGCCCGGCCACUGCGGUCAUCAUCUACCGCAUGCGGACUCACCCUGUCCUCAACGGGGCUGUCUGAGAA